AUGUCGCGCUCAAAUUUGUCGUGUAGAGGGUAUGCAGCACCUUUACGAAGCAGUUUGUUCUGUAUCAACGAAAGAACAGACGCGUGUAUCUGUAGUUGUACUAUUCACUAUAAGUAUAAUGUUAGUAUGUUGAUGUUAGUUGACCAAGUAGAUGAACUGGCAAGUCAGAAAUUCCUUACACUCUUACUUUGGCUAUGCCAUAAAAAUGUUAUUUUGUCGAAUUCAAAGAUCUAUUCACUUUUGUUUACGAAAUUAAGAGAAGAACCAACCGUGGUAAGAAUGAAUUAUAGCGAGAAAUGUAGACCCAAGCACCAAAAAAAAGGUAUGAAACAGGGGGACCCGAAUGAAUGAAUGAACAUAGAACUACGUACAAACAGACUAGAUAGCAGACUAAUAUUACGCAGAAGCAAACAGCCGAUCCCGAUGAAGCCUGGAGUUUAAACCUAGGACGAUGUAGCCGGUCGUGGCACCUUUUUUCCACCUGUACAAUUUUAUGGUGCCAGUCUGGUACGCGUGCGUCUCUUCCAGUGGCUGUCACGCUACUGUAGUUGAAAGCAGUUUCUUUUUGCGUUGAUUUGAUAGAUGAUGUUGGUUCUGUACUCUGCCGCCUCUGCGCCUACUUCUUCAAGAUCUUAAUUUUAGGUACCUUCAUUCAUAUUUAUACAUACUCAUAUUGAUUAUUGAUUGUACAAAAACAAAGCGCUCGCGCUGUUAAAGGGCAAAAGUUUUUCCACGAAGUAGUCGAUCUCCUCUCUACUUUCCAUGAUGGUCGUCUCCAUCGAUCGCGAUGGAUUGUGCUAAAUACUUGUCUCUGAAAGGAGAUGGACUACUGUUAUUAUAUCUACUGUAAUCUUGAUGUAGUACAGCCCGUGUCUUCAAUCAUUCUUUCAGUUUGUCCCCCUUCCCCCCCUCUGUCGGAUACACAUGGAAGAGCUCAAAGCCAAAACAAAGUCGAGAAGAUUAACACAUGCGAUUGGUGAGUUCCCGACUAGUACAUGAUCAGCAUGACUGUAGAAAAAUACUAAAGUCAACUAUGUCUGCUAGUUUUUCUAGUGGGCCCAUACCUAACGUAAAACACUAAACGACGUUGGGCGAGGAGAUCCGAUAGCGCAACGGCUCGAGCGAACCCUUGACUAAGUGCACUUAGAAAGUCGCUACUGCAGCUACCACACUCGGCCGUGUAAAAAGUGGUGCUUUAUAUAAAACAUAAAAAAGAAUAAAGAACAGAAAAUAUAAAAUAGAACUAUAGAGUUGGAAUAAAAAUUUAAAUAGCAUGGCAUAGUGUUGGGCAGAAUGAUAAUGGAUAGAUCAACAACGUGAAACGGCUCAAGGAUCUCAGUCAAGAGGUCCACCAAGAUCGUGAGCCAAAUGGUUACAGGAUCAGAAUCACACCAUUAGUAAGAUCAACAAGAUCACACCAAGGGGAUCACCAUCAGGAUGAUCACCAUAGGAAUGGAAUACUAUCGGGAUCGAGAACAUCAGCACCGAGAUCCCUAGCGUGGCAAGUAGUUUGAUACUCAUUGACAUGAACAGGCACACUUUGGAACUGCAUGAGAAUCAUAAAACUGAAUGGACUUGCUCCAACCUUCGCAGGUAUAGGGAAGGGGAUACUGUUUCCAACUUGACUCCCCUGCGGGUCUAGUUUUCUAGGUUUUCAGUGUUCGAACAUUCUAUACCUUCGAGGCCAUUAGCUUCAGGGAAAGCAUAAAGCUUUUUUUUAUAGCCUCACCAGUUUGCAUUUGCAUAGCCUGAGUAAUUAAAUUCUUCACCGUUCUUUUGUAGAUUCAAAAUGGGCGCCGAAGAUAAGAACACUACUCGCCUCGAGGAAUUCUGGGGCAGUAGCAAAGACUUGCCUCGCUUCGGAGAUUGGCUCUACAAGGUCUACUCUCUGCUGGAAGAAGCAAGCAUGGGCGUCCACCUUAAGGACAUUCUGGAAAAGAAGAAGAAAGCUGAGGAGGUACUUGCACUCGAUGCAGUACAGGCCGCGGGUAAGCAUCUAAAGAAGGUCAAGACGAAGACUGUUACUUUGAACGCUCUGCCGGGUGGCUCGCCGGCUUUGGCUGUGGCUAAAAUGGCCUCUCCUCAGAACGUUCUUUCGAUCCUAGCUUCCUUGUGUCAAAAGUAUGCAAGCCAAGAAGCCAGUGCUCGUUUCUCCGGGUACAAGCUGAUGGUGGACCCUCAGCCUUCGGGUGCGGAUAUCAUCAGCUGGAUCGAAGGAAGAGGGGUCGCCAUGGCUGAAACUCUGCAGAACAAAACUGAUGCUAAAGAGUUCUUGGCUGCGUGCGUCCUCAUUGGCGCUGAUAAGAAGUUCGAUGUCGUAUCGUCUUCCAUGUUGGCACGCCAAGAGACACCACUUGAUGUCGUCAGGCCUGCUUUGCGCGAGUUCGCAGCUCUGCAGGACCUCAAAGGAGGCGACCACGAACAGGACGCUGCUGCACAUGCAGUAGUAAGCCUGAAGAAACAAGUCCAAUCCUUGAAGGAUAAACUUGCCCACAAGGGUAAAGGAAAAGGAAAGGGCAAAGACCCGCACAAGAAGAAGGUGAAGAAGGAUGAGAAGUGGUGCUCGCACUGCAACAAAUCCGGACAUCUUGAAUCUGGGUGCUGGGCAAAAGAUCCGAGCAAAGCCCCCAAGAGCUUGCGGGACAAACUAAACAAGAAGAAAGCUGAGGGAAAUUCAGUCAUUGUCGACGAUGUUGACUCCGUUCAGGCCGGAGACCAUCAAGAAGACGCUGACAUGACUCCCAACGCUGAAGAACAGAGUGAAGAUCCUACCAAGAUUCAAGAGCUGAAGCGCGUUCUUGCUUGUUCUCCGGGUGACUUGGCGCACAUGAAGUUCAAGGCUGAGGAGACCGAGAAGAUGCGCAUGAAGGUUCUGAAGGAGGUGGAGCUUUACAACAAAGAAAAGGAGGGGGAGAAGGUUACCUUCCUACUUCCCAACGAAGACGAAGAAAACAAAUCUUCGAUGGCGGACACUACAGGCGACACCGAGAUGUCUGUCCCUGCUGAGCCUACUUUGUAUAGUUCUUCUGUGACUGGUGCUGAGGUAUGUUCCGCAGGCGUACUAGGUAAUGCGUCAAAUUUUCAGCCUAUUGGGCAUGUGUUCAAAGGGCAACAGCAAACCAGAGCGACAGAACAAGAAAAGGAAGAAUCAAGUGAUUCCUCGUCGGUUUCCGAGUCGUAUUUUCGGGCUUUGGAUGAGUGCCAAUCGGUCUCAUGUGAGUCGGUUGAGGGCACCUUUGCGGGGGAAUUCUUGUCCAAACAAAACGACCUUGGCACAAGCCCAAGACAACAAAGAUCAUCGGUCUCACGUGAGUCGGUAGGGACAAGGUCGGACCUGUACACGGGUACAAGUUCAAGCAGUUCAUCUUCGUCGGUCGCGGUAGUUUCGCUUUCGGUGAACAAAAGUAGGAGCUGGAAGAAUAGCCUCGGGGCGCAAGCUAAUCCUGCAUUUGUAGGUGGGCAAGCGCGCACGACACUACGUCACAAGCAGGCAUUCGGGAAUGCUGGCGCUAGUGCAAGUGGCAAAGUAAGUAACCCUUCAGAGGGGGCCGGCAGUCCAAGUGGAUUGUUGACGCAGGGGCAUCCCAUCACAUGACGGGCGACAAAUCUGCGCUCAAGAAGUUCACAGGUGUGACGCUUCCCCUGAGCACAGCUGAUGGCCCUUGUAAAACAAAGGCCCGAGUUGGGUACUUUAAGGCUAAUAGCCUGGGUUUGGUGAUGGGGCUUUAUCGUCCUGAUUUGCGUCAGCAGCUCAUCUCGGUGGAAGAGCUAACGCAAGCGGGAGGUGAGCUUCGUUACGCAAAGAGCUCACGGAUUGUCUAUGAUCCUUCGGGUGAAAGGCACAUCGCUGAGCUUCAGAACGGAGUGCCGAUGGCAACUGUUUCAUUUGAAACAGAAGCGUCAGCGCACCGGUCAUUUAUCUCAAGUGUGUCAAACCCACAAAACAAGCUAAGACUGCAUCAGAGAUUAGCGCACUUCAACGUCUGGGGCCAAGUGGUUCCUUGUCCGGAUUGUGCGAAGGCUAAAACGUAUGGCCAAGUGUCUCACAAGAAACAGCGCGAUCCAAGUUACAUCGUCGAGAACUGGCGUGAUCAGGUCGAUUGUGACUUCAUGGGACCGCUGCCAGCGAGUCACUUAGGUAAAGAGUACGCCUUUGCCGUGAUAGACUCGCGUACGGAUUGGGUUGAAGUGUAUGCCAUAGCGCAAAAGUCUGACUGUGGUGCAGCUCUAAAGCAAUACUGCCGUGAGAUGGGCAGUAAACCCAAAAGGGUUCGCACUGAUAAUGAGCCUACACUGAAAGGGCUUGGUAGUAAAUGGAAGCUGACAUGUGCGGAAUCAAUUGGAUAUCCAUCCCACACAUUCAGUCCCCUACGAACCUCAACAGAGUGGCAAAGUCGAACGUUGGAUGCGCACGAUGGCAGAUGCCAUCCGGGCGAAUAUCCAAGGAGUAGACCCAGCCGUCUGGGACUGGUGCGCGCGCUACGUUGCGUACGUGUUUAACCGUCUACAGAGGAGGAAAGACAAGCCAAGUGCCUAUCAGCGCAGGUUCAGCAAACAGGUGUCCCUUAAACAUCUCAGGAGGUUUGGCUGCAUGUGCUACGCCAAAAUCCACACGCAGCAAACAAAGCUGGAGGACAGACUCGAAAAGGGGACCUUUCUCGGGUAUUCUAGAGAGAAUUCCUCGUAUCUUGUAGGCGUAUGGCGUAAGGACGUCAAUGGAAAGGAAAAGCGUGAGGCCAUCGAGAGUGCUUCCGUGAAGUUCAUGGAAGAUUGUCUCAUUGAUGAUAUAGAUUCUCUUAGGGCCGACGGUGAUCCGUUGCCUAUGAAGCGGAGACUGCGCAUAGCUGAUCCUGCCGAUGUUGUAAGGAGGAGUCGCGACCUCUGUGCAGCACUCGGAGGGAGCGGCGAUGAGCGAUCGCAAACUUCAGAGGGGGCGGAUAGCCCGGAGGCCAAGAGAAGGAAAACGGAGAACCCAUCAGGCACAGAUGGUUCCUCAGGAACCAAAGUGGCUGACGCUGGCAAAGGCACAGCGAGACAGACAGUCCCUGACGAUCACCCGACAGACGGAAGCCCAUCGUCGUCUUCAUCAGCUGACGGCCAGCCACCGGCGGUGGGACCGAUCAACCAACAGCCGAAUCCACAUGGGUCGACUGAAAUCCCUGUCGAAAGAGGCAAAACAGAGAAAGAAGCGGAACGCUUAGGAGCAGGGCAACCUGAUUCAAGUAAGUUCCAUGCGUGGGGCAAGGUCCUAGUCGACGCGCAACAGCCUCAGGAAGGUCCUGCGACGGAUUCCCAGACUGUUCACAUCUAAUAGAUGACGAUCUGAAUCCCUUCAAAAUGGUCAAUCGUGGGGGAACGAUGAUCAAGGUACGGCUUAGGCGAGGUCGUCCUAUGGGCCUGACAAAAGAACAGUGUCCGCACUGGAAAACCAGUGGCCGGAAGAAGAAAAAGGGAAAAGAAAUUCAGCAAGAACUUCCGCAGGAUGACACUGCAGAAGCUAACGUCGCAAGUGCGUUUACAGCUUUUGGGGGUCCUAUGUUGGAUCUUGAGGAACAGGAAGCGGCAAUAUCCUUUACUGUUCAGGUCACUCGUGCAGAAGCCAUGAAGGGCCCUGACUCUGUGAAAUUCAUGGAGGCUGACAACCUUGAAAAGUUGCAGCCAGAAAGCUGUAAUGUUUGGCGAGCUCUGCAUGAUGGUGAACUCAAGGACGAUGAUGAGACUGUCCCGUGUGUUGUCAUAUACACAAAGAAGCGAUCGAUGUGGUAGAUACAAGGCUCGCUGCGUUGCUUUAGGCAAUAGGCAGACGAAAGUUAGUAAGGCCGAAAUCUUCUCACCAACAGUCUCGCACGCGGCUAGCAGGGUGUUGUUAGUUGAUGCGGCUGCCAAUGGCAAAGCCUUAGGUCAGUUUGGCAUCUUUCUCCAGCGCAUUCGUUAGAAGCGAGCUGGGGGAUGAUGAGCGCGCGUUCAUUAGACUUCCAAAACAUUGGUCUGCGGACCCGCGUGGGGACGUUGUGAGACUAUUGAAAAGCCUUUCGGACUGAAAACAGCCCCUAGAAAAUGGCAUGACUGCUACUCUAGCUUCCUACUGAAAACAGGUUGGGAAAGAUGUCCCAAUGAGCCCGGUCUCUUCCGGCGCAAGGGUGUAACUAUAGCCAUCUACGUUGGUGACUCCCUAGUUAGUGCCAACACAAAGGAGGAAGUAGACCAAGUGAUCAAGGAAAUCCUGGCGCGCUUCGAUGGUAAAGUAAUUGAUGCUGAAUGGUCUGCAGACAAGAAAAGGAAAACUCAAAUCCGCGAUAUCUUGGGGGUGCGACUAUCGUACACCAGAGAACCGAAGGAGAUGAAACUCGACGCGGAACAGUCCAUCAAGAAGCUAGCCGAGAAGUUCAAGGUAGAACCAGGUAGGGCUAUUCAGUCGCCUUGUGUUUAUAGCGAUCUUACUGAAGGCGCAGAAGAUUCAAACUUCCCACUGAGAAGUCUCGUCGGAGGUUUGCAAUACAUUGCUACACAAGCAAGACCAGACUGCUUUUUUGCGGCGAACCGCGUUGCGAGGCAUGUCACGACUCCGACUUCGGCAGUCAUAACAGCUUCAAAACGUGUGCUGCGGUACAUGCUGCAAACAGCGUCUUGUGGGGUGGAAUACAGUCCAACCCGGGAGAAAUAUUUCUUCCAGACUUAUGAGGAAGUCCUCAAGAGUCAAAAGAAGUCUGACUUACGAGACUUUGUGGCGUUUUCUGAUGCAGAUUAUGCGGGGUGUACAGUCACACUGCGUAGCUGCUCGGGUAGUAUACUCUAUUAUAGGUGUACUCCAGUUGCUUGGAGCUCCAGGAGGCAAUCCAUUAGAGCAGCUAGCACUUGCGAAAGCGAGUAUGUAGCAACUUGUGAAGUCUCAAGGCUUUAUGGAGUGGUAUGCGUCCAACGCUAUGCUGCCACAAAUUUUCUGUGGCAAUCGGUCUUCUAUCAUGGUGGCAGGGACCUCCCUACCCACCAAGAAAACAAAGCACUUCCAAACGCGUUUUCACGCGGUGAAGGAUCACGCAGAGGACAUCUGCUACUGCCCGACUCACAUGGAUGAAUCGAGCUGAUCCUCUUACCAAACCAAUGGGGAGAGCCUUGAUGGUGUUCCAAACACCGCCUGGCAUUUCGCUCAGCGACAAGAAGCGCGACGCGCGUGCGUUGUAUUGCUGCAUCGCUUGAGGGGGAAUGUGGGGGAAGUAUCAAGGCCAUAGGGGACUGCGGGAACCUAUGGAAAGCGGUGCUUUCCUCCCAUGCCGUGCGCCGCAUCAUCGGUAGCGCACUGGGGGCGGGCAGCUAGGUGCCUGCGGGGGUUUUUGUCCGCAUAGAUAGUGGAAUCUACAUUGAUUUCCAAUCGGGUGGCGUCUCGGAUGACCGUAGCCAUUUCUAAUAGUGAACGACUGUCGUCUUUCUGGUGUUGGCUUUGAGCUAGUUGACUGUCGUUGUCGUUUCUGACUUGGUGUUCUCUAUCCAGUGUCAAGACGAGGGCAAAGGCCUUCAUCGUUGUCACUGAGAGGGGGAAUGUUGGGCAGAAUGAUAAUGGAUAGAUCAACAACGUGAAACGGCUCAAGGAUCUCAGUCAAGAGGUCCACCAAGAUCGUGAGCCAAAUGGUUACAGGAUCAGAAUCACACCAAUAGGAAGAUCAACAAGAUCACACCAAGGGGAUCGCCAUCAGGAUGAUCACCAUAGGAGUGGAGUGCUAACUAUCGGGAUCGAGAACAUCAGCACCGAGAUCCCUAGCGUGGCAAGUAGUUUGAUACUCAUUGACAUGAACAAGCACACUUUGAAACUGCAUGAGAAUCAUAAAACUGAAUGGACUUGCUCCAACCUUCGCAGGUAUAGUGAAGGGGAUACUGUUUCCAACUUGACUCCCCUGCGGGUCUAGUUUUCUAGUUUUUCAGUGUUCUAACGCAUAGAGUAAGAGUAACUUCAAAUCGAAACUAGCAGUGGCGUUAUGAACAUCUUCACUCAGGUGAGCUGUAGCACAUAAAAGGCCACUCUCAUCCACUGAACUUGAAGUCAUAGAUGAUCACGAAUUUCCUAUCAAACGUUGACGCCAGACCCCCACAUCCCUCUAUACGGAUUCAAUAGGAGACUAUAUGAAGACUCGGGUUUCUUAGGACAUGUUGACGGCAUGAGCGUCAGCGCUGUUAUUCGGCGGUUGUGUCCUUGAGCCCUUGCUCACUUCAGUUCUUUUACCCCCAUUGUGUAAAAAGUGGUGCUGUAUAUAAAACAUAAAAAAAAAAUAAAAAAAAACAGAAAAUAUAAAACAAAAAGAAAAAAUAUGAAAUUAAAACAAAAAUAAAAAUAGCAUGGCAUAGAUUAACUUCAAAUCGAAAUUAGCAGAGCACCAUGUGGCCGAAUAUAGCACCAUUUGAAGUCGAGUACUGCCAUAGUCCUGGAACAGGAGGCCUGCUUUUAUCUUCCCCACCAUCUACGGCAGAAGCCUUGCCUUUCCAGUAGCAGAUCUAUUGGCUUCAACCUUGUUCCAGCAAAGAGAGAGAGAGAGAGAGGAGGAGACACGAGUGAUUUUUUUAUUAGAG
This is a messenger RNA of Amoebophrya sp. A25, 8559 nucleotides long. The record is from the annotation of a GenBank genome assembly. Lineage: Eukaryota; Dinophyceae; Syndiniales; Amoebophryaceae.